AUGGUGGAAUCGGAGCUAAGCUAUGAACAGAUUCGUUUGAACAGAGUGGAAGAGAACAAGAAGAGAAUGGAGGAGCUUAAUCUCAACAAGAUUGCUCAAUCUCUUCGUGUCUCUUCUUCUCCCAAGCCUUCUCAUACUAAGCCAAGGACGCCGCGUUUUCCGGUGGAGUUCUCAGAGGUCAGGAGAUCAAGCCGUGCCAAGAAUCCUCCUCCGAGUUACAGAGAGGAUGGGAUAGAUACUUUGGAAAGGCCAAGAAGGUUGAACAAACGACACACUCUACAUCAAAUGAGCUAUCAGAGAAGAGAUUUGCUAAACCGGGUUUAUGCCUCGGACGAGGCAAGAAUGUAUGCAAUCGACAGGGCAGAGAUGCUUCAAUCAAGCUUAGAGCAGGAAUUCCCAAGCUUUGUUAAACCAAUGCUCCAAUCACAUGUGACCGGAGGAUUUUGGCUGGGCUUGCCGCAUCACUUUUGCAAGACGCAUCUGCCAAAACGCGAUGAAAUGAUCGCUUUAGUUGAUGAAGAAGAUGAUGAAUUUGAGACGAAAUACCUUGCUGAUAAGAAUGGUCUUAGCGGAGGUUGGAGAGGUUUCGCCAUUGAUCAUCAGUUAGUCGAUGGAGAUGCUCUCGUGUUUCACCUUACCACCCCAACAACGUUCAAGAAGCCAAACAGUUGCGAAGCAGCGGUAAAAGAAAAAGAGGAGGCAGGAAGUAGAGGUUUCAAGGUUGGAUUGUGGGGACUUCAAUGGAAGAAGUUUCUUUCUAAUGGACACAACAAACAUGGAACAUUACGGCUAAUAUUUUGGUGCGCUACGUUUGAUAUCAUAUGGUAUUUUAUGAUUUGGACAAGGAGGGAACGAGAACCAAACUUGAAGAAGAAUUGCAAAGGAAGUUGCAAAUUUAAAGGUGGUACCAAAAUAACUUAA
Arabis nemorensis is the source of this 921-nucleotide messenger RNA. The record is from the annotation of a GenBank genome assembly. Lineage: Eukaryota; Viridiplantae; Streptophyta; Magnoliopsida; Brassicales; Brassicaceae.